Messenger RNA from Daldinia caldariorum, 1251 nucleotides. RefSeq lists its product as uncharacterized. Bases 281 to 1165 code for a protein of 294 amino acids. Lineage: Eukaryota; Fungi; Ascomycota; Sordariomycetes; Xylariales; Hypoxylaceae. The record is from RefSeq and is a predicted model, not a curated record. The transcript has a single exon.
AGCUGCAUUAGGUAAGCUGCAUAGAAUCUUUUAGCGCUAACCUUAUAGCGUAACCUUACAGUAUGUAAGUCGUUUACGUAUCGAACUCGGCAAUCGGUCAGUCGGCUUUGAGCGGGUUUGAGCUAUUUCAAGCCAUUUCAAACCUACAACCUUCAAACCCAUUUCGAUAUCCCCCUUCAACUUAAUUCCUCUAUAUUAGACCUCUUAUUUCUAUCAAUUUAUCUUAUCCGCCAUGAGGCCUUUUCUAAUGGGCUUCACGAGCAAUGCCCUUCUAUAGACUAUGAUAUUCAAGAAGUCAACUUUCGCCGUCUGCUCCAAUCUUCCCUCCUUGCUCCCCUCGCCACAUCUCGGUCAUGGCAUAACGUCAUCGUCUUGUAGUACGAACACGCGAUGGCUGUCGUGUCAACAGCUCAGCCAUAUAUCUUCGCGCCAACGAUCCUACGCUACAGUUUCUAAAGCGCCCAAGGAGCCGUCUUCCUCUUCUAACGAGCAUGCCUGGCCUGACUCGCCACAACCAACACCUUACGAGAUAUUCGACCAGCAUAAGAGUGCGCCCUACAGCAAGGCCAAAUUCUAUGAAUUAGUCAAGAUCUAUCAUCCUGACAGGCACAAUCAUGUGUCGUUGCACCGGUUAUCGCAUUCCACCCGCCUUGAGCGUUACCGAUUAGUUGUUGCGGCAAACCAGGUACUCAGCGACCCGUCCAAGCGACGAGCUUACGACUUGUACGGCGCGGGAUGGGGCGGAAUACAUAGCAUGGAAAAUAUCUACCGGUCUGCAGACAGGUCUUGGCGCGAUGUUCCAGGAAAUCCGAGCACGAACGCUACAUGGGAAGAUUGGGAACGAUGGUAUAACGAAAGGGAUGGGAAGAAGGAGAAACAACGACCGGUCUACAUGUCUAACCAGCUUUUCGCCGGCGUGCUAUGCAUAUUCGUGGUUGUCGGGAGCAUGGGCCAGGCGCGCCGUGCAAAUUCCAACACAACUAACCUUGUAGAUAUGAGGGAGCAGAGCCAUGCGUCUAUUAAUCACGAUAUGAGGCUGCGCCAGGUCGAGCAGGCAUCCCUCAACCGACACGAAAGAGUCGAAAACUUCCUACGACAGAGGGAAGGGUGGGCCUUGGCUGCGACGGAAUCCCCUCGCACUGCUUCAGAGUCUCGUGAGAAAUGAGAACUUUGUUUUCACGGACGAGGGUCUUAUAUAAGAUAUUGAUUUAGGUAUACAAUUGGUUUGGAUCUCCUAAGUUCAUCAUCGAG